Messenger RNA from Sinocyclocheilus anshuiensis, 3074 nucleotides. RefSeq names its product lissencephaly-1 homolog. Gene Ontology annotation, molecular function: protein binding. The coding region runs from base 311 to 1864 and encodes 517 amino acids. The record is from RefSeq and is a predicted model, not a curated record. Lineage: Eukaryota; Metazoa; Chordata; Actinopteri; Cypriniformes; Cyprinidae. The transcript has 14 exons.
CGUUCUCCUAAAUCCACGCGAUGUCGCCAGAGAGAUUCACAGACAUGUUUCCUUCAGAUGAGGUCACUUCUUACAGCCGUUGAUUUCCGGCUGAUGAGGUUUGCGUACACGUACACAGUAUCCGUGAGUGUAGUCUGGAGUAGAGCAACAACAAAUCAGUUAACCCUUGUCUACAGUAUCAACCGUGGAUUCACUUCAUAUAAAACAUCGAUGAAAGCAUGCACGUCUAAAAAAGAGCUCAGUGACUAGUCGAAGAAUCCUUGCAGUUUGAAUUCCAUCGGCACUGAGUUUGUGUUUACACUGAAGUCAGAUGGGGGAGGUGAGGAAACUCCAAAAGAAGUUAAGGCAAAUUGAAAACUUGGAGAUCAAAAUUUCCCUCACUCCCGAGGAAAAAAUAAAGGUCUCAAAGAAGGCGGAGCUUCGCUCCAGAUUGGCCGAGCUUCUGCUGCAGCAUUCUGGCCCCCAGCAAACUCAAGGAAUUGUGGGAAAGGAGAAGGAUAAAAUGAAAAGACAAGUCGAGGAGGUCACAGAGCAACUUGUUGCCUGUCGUCCUGCGCUGAAGAUUGCUCGAGAGGAGAGACAAGAGAAUGAAAGAAUCGAUGGAAGCCAGACAGAUGGCAGAGGAGAAACGCAUCUCCCCGUCAGCCCCAGUGCAGAAGAACAAGAAGAUGCCGAGUUCAAAUCUCGCAAACAAACUUGGGAAAAGGCCAAGUUUCAUCUCAGAACUCUGGAGGGUCAUAGUGACAUCAUCACCUGUGCGGUCGCCGUCGACAAUCUUGUGAUUUCUGGCAGUCGAGAUACAACAGUUAAAGUGUGGCACGUUCCCACGGCAACGGAACAGCGCAAUUUGGGAGGUCACAGCGGUGGAGUCACCUGUCUCAGUGCACCACCUCCAGAGUACUGCAGGAGAUUGGCACGUGUAUUUGACUUGGCUGAAAAGGAAAGAUUUGUUCUAAGUGGUUCCACAGACUGUUGUGUGAGAAUUUGGGCUUUGAGCUCGGGUCAGUGCGUCAAAUCCAUCUACACAUUCAAUGCAGUCUCAAGCCUGUGCUUCAUUCCUGAAGGAGAGGGCUUCAUUGUUACAGGUUCAGACGCUGGGAAGCUGCAGGUGUGGAGCUGGAGCUCGCUGGAGAACUGUCAGUCAGAGAACGCACACCUGGACGCAGUCACCACACUACAGUCCCAGGGUCCUCUGCUGUUCAGCGGCUCCGCAGAGGGAUGUGUGUGUGUGUGGGAGGUGUCCGAUGAACGGACGGAGCCCCUCCACAGGUUGCACGUCUGGGGGCCAGAAGUCACAGGGUGUGGUGGGGAUGACGGGAGGCUGAUUCUGAGCCCCCGCGGUGACCGUGUGUUCCUCUCUUGUGGAAAGGCCAGCAUACGAAUCCUAAAUUGGAGAACAGGCGUGAUGACCAGACUAACCAAUCACAGCAGCACUGCUGGUGUCACAGAUUGCGUCAAUCAAAUACCCGGCCUUUUGAUCGGCUCUUGUUUUGACAUUACUAACGGAGAGAGCAUAAUUAACCUGUUCUCGCUUCCCCAGAGCAAAUACCUGGUUUCACUCACUUCUUCAGAUCUUCCCAGGAUUCUUUGUUUUGCUGCGUGGCUAACAGCAAGUGGGGACCAUCGUUGGGUCACAGGGGGUCGUAACCUCAUUGUUUGGGAGCAGCUUCCUGGAAGUUUUAAAAAGAGAGGCGAUGUCACAGUGAGACGAGACAGCCGAUUGGAAGAUUGUCUUCUGGAAUCCGACAGAGACUCAGAAGACGAACAAAGUGAGGUGGACGAUGAUGAAGACUCCAUACCCCAGGAUGCAUCAGAAACAGAGGAACCCGCAAGUUUUUCAUGGCUGCGUUGUGUUCUUCAGUGAGCGAGAGGAGGGGUAAAUGAAAAAAAGAGAGCGAGGGGAAGGAGAUUGAAGGAAGGUUAAAAAGAACAAACUGCAAAGGAAGAGAAAGCAAAGGCAAGGUCAAGGGGCGACGAUUGAGUGCAAGAAAUCACGUGAAGGGACUGAAGUGGAACAGAUUGACUGACUGGCAGAAGGGAAAAAACAGGAGGAGGAGAGAAACAACAGACUGUUUUCUAUGUAAACGUCGAUCCAAUAAACCCUACCAUGUUAUGUCUGUGUACGUGUGAGGGUAUUUAUCAUCGCUGGCACUUCUGUCUAUAAAUAUCUAUAGCGUUGUUCAUCAUGUAGGGCUCCCGUCCAACGCUACAUUAAUGUAUAUAGAUUUUCCUGCCGCUGCCUCUUUUCAUUUGUCCUUUCUGAAUACUUUUUAUUUACUUCAGCUGGUCUUCGGAAUAUUAAUAAGCCGCUUCUUUUAUUCUGUCGGGCUAUUUUCGCCUUCAAAAUUCAUUUAUUUUCUUCUCGCUGCCUAUUUAAUUGAACCAGUUAAGAUGCAUAAUUAGUAUUUCAAUCUUUCCUCCAAUCCUCCUUCCCUCCCUCCUCUGGCUCUCUCUCUCUCUUUCUCUCUCUCUCCCUUCCUCUUCCGCACUCUAUUUCUCACUCGCGCAAUUUCUACAUGUCUCUGUCGCUACGGCAACCAAUGCUUUUCCCCACUUCCAGGCGCUCUGUCUCUCUCCCACUCCCUUCUUCAGUGGCAUGAGGUAGGCAUGUGAGCCGAUAUCUGUCUUGAGAGUUUGAAUCUGCAUGUUUCCAAGUGUGUGUAGGUGUAUUUGUGAGUGUUGCCUGGAAGUCAGAGUGUGCCGUAAAUCUGGAUACAGAUGUUGAGUUUUGUUUGACGGCUCGGGAAGAGGCUUGACACGGGGAACGCAUCCACAGGUGUGUUCGCAUGUGUGUUUUUCUGUGGAUCUUGUGGUUUGGUUCUUGAUGAAUGUGAUCCGUUUUGAUCCGGAUGAGUGUGUAUGCUUUACAGUAUGUGUGUGUUUUUAUUUGUGUUGUCUCAGAGCCAGCAGGGUAUUUCUCCACUACAGCCAUCUGUUUAUGGUCUUUUAGUCAGUGUCAAGACUGAACCCUCCCCCUUCCAGCUCUGUUUCUCUUCUCAUCCUUCUCUUUAUGUCAUUCUCAUUUAAGACAUGAUCGGAGCGGUGAGGAGUCAGUGAACAGGCUGAAGCGAUGG